Puccinia graminis f. sp. tritici CRL 75-36-700-3 is the source of this 3471-nucleotide messenger RNA. RefSeq lists its product as uncharacterized. Gene Ontology annotation, biological process: maturation of SSU-rRNA from tricistronic rRNA transcript (SSU-rRNA, 5.8S rRNA, LSU-rRNA). The record is from RefSeq and is a predicted model, not a curated record. Gene Ontology annotation, cellular component: small-subunit processome; nucleolus. The transcript is spliced from 4 exons. Bases 151 to 3123 code for a protein of 990 amino acids. Lineage: Eukaryota; Fungi; Basidiomycota; Pucciniomycetes; Pucciniales; Pucciniaceae.
AAUCUGGUUUUUGACUUGGUCCGUUUCUCCGACCUGGAUGGCUGACUUUGCUGAAUUCUUGUUGACCGUUCUCUUCCUGUUGACCAUUUCUGCUGCUGUUGACCAUCCAAGACAAGAAGACUCUUCCUCUCAUCGGCUCCGACUUUCCUCAUGCGCCCCACCACCCCCUUACCCCUCGUCAAUGGUCGUCCUCCGGGUGGUGGCAGUGGCUAUUCGACUCCAGUCGCCUCUGCUGGUCCCUCCUCAACUAUCUUCUCCUCACUGCUGGCAAGUCCUGACCCUCCUGAUGCGGUGAUCGAGAAACACAGGCUAUCGACUGCUCGUCGGCCAUUCAGCAUCCUCAGACCUUUCGCGGCCUACUUCUCCCCCUACCCUAUGCCACUCCCCUUCACCUCCCGCCGGCUCAUCUUACCAGUCCCGAACGUCUUCUAUCCCAACUAUCCGAAUCUGGCACCUCAGAACUAUCGAUCAAACCAUCCUCGUCAUUCCACAUUUGGUUCUCGUCGCUCGGCGGAUAAACGCUCCUAUCGACUCACACUCUUCUACGGUCUUAUUGCCCUGACGACGAUCCUGCUGGCCUUCAGUAAAAUUCGAUCGGCCAUCAGGAAAUCCACCCGGCGGAUCCCUUUACCUUUUCAAGACCCUUCCACGUUAAUCUUAAAUGAGCAGACGAUCCGCCGAGUUUGGGAGUGGGAAAUCAGUCAGGGCCAUUAUCCCUCCUCCCGGCGGACGCCGACCGUUGUUGGCCUUACUCAGGUUCCUAAUCCUGGCCUACCUCGUAAAUUAUCUUCUGGUCGGAAUUCGGCUUCAGAUCAGUCUUCGUUCAACCGUUUCGAUGAUCAUGUUGCUGUACCACCAACAAGGGUCUUGCAGCAGAACCAACUACGUGCACCUCCAUCUUUCCUAGACGAUAUCAUCCCGAUCGGCCCAACUAGGUCUUACCUGAAUAUCACUGCACCUCCGGUUUAUCAUUACAACCGAUCAUCUCCCACAUCACCACCUCUACCUUAUCCUCCUCGUCCGAUCCCCAAUGGCAUAAUUGAUUUAGACGUCGUUAUGGAUUAUUGUGACUUUUCGACCAACCAGUACGUGCGGGAUUGUCUGGAGAUUCUCAGAAUGGGCGGUGGCUUGGACGUCGAAAAACGGGUCAGGCGGGGAGAAACUGCACGAUGGCGUCACGUUUAUCAUGAGCAUAAUGAUGAUGGCUCUGUGCGCGCAGUUUCUACUAAACCACUUCCAGAUUACGAUCCUGCUUUGCAUAUACCAAUGGACGAAGAGCGUGGAGAACAAAUGAUCAAGGACCCGUCAUAUCAACCUAUCGAUGUGCUGUCCCUCCUCAAAUCAGAUGCUUAUCCACAAAAACUGAAAGAAAUUCAGAAACAAGUUCACAACACGGCAGAUUCAAGACGUAAAGCUUCGACCCGUCACCCUUCCCAUCCGACUGCAGAUCCGACUUGUGAUAGCGAUUACCCUAAGAUCUUUCACAUCUUUUGGGCCGGUCCGUUCACUGACAAACCUUAUUUGGCGCUAUCUUCAUUUCUAUUCACUCAAAAUCUCGGCCUCCAUCUGCCCCUCGCAGAGCCCCCUAAGGGCGCCAAAAUGACUAAAGAUGAACAAGAAAACUUUGCACGUCGAUCCAAAUUCCUAUCAGAAGUUUGUCGCCCGCAGAUGUGGGUUUGGAUCAACCCCGGACCUGCAGCUGCCAUCCCGAAUCCGAAUGCUAGGCGAGAGAUGUUUGACGACUUGAAAGACAAUCCAUGGAGUGCACCCUUCCUGCAUCCUCGGUUUAGGGAAGUCAUCAAAUUCAAGAUGUGGAACACGACCGAGCAACUUGAUGGGGUGCCUGAAUUGCGUGAUCAUUGGCGUGAGCUACCUUUAUUCAAUAGUGGAGGGGUCAAAUAUGGAUCGGCACCUGCCGCACCGGUCAAAUCUCACCAACACGGUCCUACAGUAAACGCCAAUGGCCAAGUGAAAGCACCCGUGAAGAUCGGGAUCGUCGUUCCUGAAGAAAAGGCAAAGCUUGCAGACAAAGACGGAGAUGGCCAAGGUGAAGCCCCAGACGUAGUCGAAGAAGAGCUUGGUCGAUUUGGAAAUCAUACCCGUGGAGAAGCAGCUGUUGCCGAAGACAUGUCGGCACCGGCAACCAACCCACAACCAGAGGCUGCUGCUUCAGCACCAUCCCCUGCAUCUUCAUCGACGGUGACCCCAACGACCAAGAAGAGUGACGAUGAACUCUUCCAGCGGGUUGGAUCUACCUCUUCCAAAGGUUACGAUCGGUUGUCUGUGGUUCUGUCAGAUAUGGCCCGCUUCGUACUCUGCCAUCGGUUCGGGGGAAUUUAUCUGGAUGCUGAUACUAUCUUGCUAAGAGACUGGGAAGAAAUGUGGGGCUGGAGGGGUCAAUUCGCUUACCGAUGGAGUCGAUUAGAGAAGUAUAAUACCGCUGUUCUGAGGCUUCAUAGACACUCUGCUGUUGGAAGCUUUCUAUUCAAAACGGCGCUAGCUAACGGAUUAGAUUUUCAUCCUAUGACCAUUUCUCGAUAUACAAAGGAUGCUUACCUGGAUGGCCUACUCUUGCGAUUACCCGACGCGUUGUUCGACUCAGCAUGGUUGAAUACUGAAUACUAUCAACGUGACCGACCGGCAUUCCCAUACUUUAAACGGUUUGAAGACUUUUUUGAUCCCCCAAGAGAGACUGAUGCUGGUCCAGCCGCGAUCGGUUUCGAUGGAUUCUUCCGGGGCGCAUUUAGCUAUCAUUUUCAUAACUUUUGGUGGAUCCCGUUUGAUCCUUCACGAAACUUCCCCGACCUCGGAUCGAGGUUCGAGCACGGCGAGCGAGUGACCCGAGCAAAGGCACUGGCGGCCAAGCAGCUCAGCAGUAAGGCCAAAGGCAACACGGGUGACAAGAAGAGCGAGGGUAGUAAUCUAUACGGUGGACAUCAGACGAGAGAAGAGCUGGAGGAAGACUUGAUCAGAACGAUCAAGCUUGACCAGGAUGACGUGGCCGACGAUGAACGCGACUUGGGCUGGGCUACUGUUUUAAAGAGGACGUUUGAGGCCUAUUUGCGGUGCGAAAGACCUAAUAUGUAUGGUGAAUGGAUCGAUUGGGCUGACAGACAAUCAUGAUAAUUUAGUACUACUAUUUUGAGUUAAGAUUUCAUGAUGAGUGGAAUCAACAACAGCAACGAAAAACAAAGAAGCAACAUUUCUGCUUCAAAGAGCGCAUGAUUUCUUUCCUACCUCAAAUCCAAAAUUUUCAAUUUUCUCCUUUGUCCUACUUCCUAAUUUUUGCUUCUCUUUUUUUCUUCUACAAAAAAGCCCAAUGAUUCAGAAGCAACUCUCCGUUUUCUUAUCAGUCUCCAAUUGAUCAAAUUUCGCAACCAAAACAAAGCAAAUUUUCUGAAAACAUGAGCAGCUCAUAAAGAGACAUGAAUGUUUGGGAUAAGAGAUCCAAGUCAAUAAUUUGCAUACAAG